AAAAAAAUUAAGAGAAGAAGGGUCCAUUGCACUAUAUAAAGCAACAGAAGAUCUCCAUUCUUCUUCUUCUCAUUCUCUUCUUUCUUAGGGCUUUGCUUUCUCCUUCUCUCUCUGGAAAACAGGAGAAGUUUUGGUUUUGUUUUAAUGGAGGUUCAAACACAAAAUCUCACUCCUUCUUCAUACCCUUUUGGUAAUACUAUACUAGACAAAACAGUGGUUCUUGAUCAUGAGAAGGAGGGUAUUGUUAAUCAUUCUGAAAAGCUGAUUAGUAUAACUACAGAGAUGGUGAAAUCAAUGGUGAUCAAGAAGAAUGAAAUCAAAGAUGAAGAAGAUACAGCUGCAUUGAUGAUGCAGAAGGCUUACAGAGGGUAUAGAACUCGGCGUCAGUUGGCUGAUUCUGCUGUUCUUGCUGAAGAAUACUGGUGGCAAGCGAUUGAUUUUGCUAGGUUGAAUCACAGUACAAUUUCUUUCUUUAAUGUGCCUGAAACACCCGUCUCAAGAUGGAAUCGAGUUUCUUUGAAUGCCUCCAAGGUUGGGAAAGGAGGAACCAAAGAUGCAAAAGCAAAGAAAUUAGCUUUUCAACACUGGAUUGAAGCUAUUGAUCCACGACAUCGAUAUGGGCAUAGUUUGCAUUUGUAUUAUGAAGAGUGGUGUAAUGGAGAUGCAGGACAGCCUUUCUUCUACUGGCUGGACAUUGGAGAUGGCAGAGAUGUUGACCUCGAAAAGUGUCCCAGAUCCAAGCUUCGAAAACAAUGCAUCAAGUAUCUUGGACCUCAAGAGAGGGAACACUAUGAGUACAUAAUUAAUGAAGGGACUAUUCAUCACAAGCUAAGUGGAGAACCUAUGGAUACGAGUAUAGGCUCCGACGGAGCUAAAUGGAUAUUUGUUAUGAGCACUUCUAAAAAAAUCUAUGCUGGCGAGAAAAAGAAAGGGUGUUUCCAUCAUUCGAGUUUUCUUGCUGGAGGAACUACCUUAGCAGCAGGAAGACUUGUUGCAGAGAAUGGACAGCUAAAGACUAUAUCUGCAUAUAGUGGACAUUAUCGCCCAACUGAUGAAAACCUUGAAAGUUUCAAAGACUUUCUCAGUGAGAAUGGGGUCAACCUCAAUGAAGUUCAGAUACGCUCUUCUACUGAUGACUACGAGAGCAAUGGAGACAGCAAGUCAGUUCAUGGGAUUGCAGUUGAAGCCUUUUCUGAUAUAACUGAAGCCCAUGCAUCUUCUAAAUCUCUUCAACUUGAAAUUCCGAAUGGUGAAGCGGAGAAAGACCCUAAACCCUCAGAACCAACAGAAGUUCCUCCCAGAAUUGAAAGGAAGGUAAGUUACAAGAGAACCUUAUCAGGUGGUCUCCAAAGUCCAAGAGCAGAUGUGCCCAAGAUAAAAAUAUUAGAGAGGAUCAAUUCCAAAAAGGCAACAUCUUCAUAUCAAUUGGGUCAUCAACUCUCACGAAAAUGGUCCACCGGAGCCGGUCCAAGAAUUGGGUGUGUAGCAGAUUACCCUCUAGAAAUACAACAACAAGCCUUGGAGUUUGUGAAUCUCUCACCAAGAACUACGCCAGCAACUUCUCGACAGCUUGCAGGAUUCUUACCUUCUUCUCCUUGCCCAAAUAUGAUCCAGUAGAUAACUGCAAAGCCUUCGGGUAAGUGAACCAGAUUCUAGAUGAUUUUACACAAGUGAAUUUUCCUAGUAGGGUUUUGGACUAGUGUUAAAUUCCUCUCCUAGACAUGAACUCACUAAAGAAAAGACAUGGUCAUGCAUUUUCGAUUGUCAUGUAGAUAAAAUCUCCCAUUUAUCGUCUCUUUUUGCAUCUACAAGAGGGGCCUAAUUGAUUGUCACGUAUCAAUCUGAUACGUUCUUUAAUGUUUCUACCAGAUGCUAAUCUGUUAAUUUUAGCUCAUGUUUAAUGUUUCUACCAGAUGCUAAUCUGUUGGAUUUUUUAGUACAGUUCUAAGUUAAUUAUCUAUGAAUAUGACUUCGGGUAUCUCUUUCGA
Messenger RNA from Papaver somniferum (opium poppy), 1988 nucleotides. Its product is annotated as IQ domain-containing protein IQM3-like. NCBI's taxonomy places the organism in Eukaryota, Viridiplantae, Streptophyta, Magnoliopsida, Ranunculales, Papaveraceae. The transcript is spliced from 9 exons. Gene Ontology annotation, molecular function: protein binding. Bases 145 to 1617 code for a protein of 490 amino acids. The record is from RefSeq and is a predicted model, not a curated record.